Molecule: messenger RNA, 2030 nt
Organism: Clarias gariepinus (North African catfish)
Lineage: Eukaryota; Metazoa; Chordata; Actinopteri; Siluriformes; Clariidae
Gene: slc23a1
Product: solute carrier family 23 member 1
Exons: 14
Coding region: 87-1988 (633 amino acids)
Biological process (GO): transmembrane transport
Cellular component (GO): membrane
Molecular function (GO): transmembrane transporter activity
Source: RefSeq, a predicted model, not a curated record
CCUGCAUAAUCUGUCUCUUCUCCUCUCUCCUCUAUAAAGCCGACUGGCUCCACAGUGGACGCCAUGUAAAGACAGGACUCAGUAAUAUGGGCCCUGCAGAGCCCACGCUCACAUCCGGCGCCCACAGGACGAGGAAACACUCCAACAUUGCAGCUGAGCCUGAGUUGCCAGCUGAAGAUGGCUGUGUGCAGGACCUGCCUGCUGAGGGAGUCGAGGGUAUCGAGCAGCUCCCUGGAGCGGAUGCUCAAACACCAGGCUUUGAAAUGAUCUACAGAAUUGAGGAUGUACCCCCUUGGUAUUUGUGUGUUUUGCUUGGAUUACAGCACUACCUGACAUGUUUUAGUGGCACCAUCGCUGUGCCCUUCCUACUCGCCGAUGCCAUGUGUGUGGGCAGGGAUCAGUACACCGUAAGCCAGCUAGUCGGCACGAUUUUCACCUGCGUGGGCAUUACUACUCUUAUACAAACCACUUUUGGCGUCAGGUUACCCCUGUUUCAGGCCAGUGCGUUUGCUUUCCUCAUCCCUGCCCAGGCCAUUCUAAGACUGGACAGGUGGAAGUGUCCUCCUGAAGAGGAGAUUUAUGGAAACUGGACCCUACCCCUGAAUACCACACAUAUCUGGCAUCCACGGAUAAGAGAGAUCCAGGGCGCCAUUAUUGUGUCUAGUCUGGUGGAGGUGGUAAUCGGGCUGGUGGGAAUUCCUGGACUCCUGCUCAACGCCAUCGGGCCUCUGACCGUCACCCCCACUGUCUCUCUGAUCGGCUUGUCCGUGUUCCAAACUGCUGGAGACCGUGCAGGCAGCCACUGGGGCCUCUCGCUGCUAUGCAUAUUCUUUAUUGUGCUUUUUGCUCAGUAUCUCAGGAAUUGGGCCGUACCCUUUCCCUUCUAUUCCAGACACAAAGGUUGUCACACCUCCCGUUUCCAGAUCUUCAAGAUGUUUCCGAUUAUCAUGGCUAUCAUGCUGGUGUGGUUGGUGUGUUAUAUACUCACAUUGACGGAUGUGCUCCCCAAUGACCCAGAGAAGUAUGGGUACAAGGCUCGAACUGAUGCCAGGGGGGAGAUCAUGUCCCAAGCACCAUGGUUUCGUAUGCCCUAUCCUUGUCAAUGGGGCUUACCCACAGUGACAGUAGCUGGCGUGCUGGGAAUGUUCAGUGCCACUUUAGCUGGCAUAGUGGAGUCUAUCGGAGAUUACUAUGCAUGUGCCCGUCUUGCUGGAGCUCCCCCGCCUCCUGUUCAUGCCAUCAACAGAGGGAUCUUCACAGAGGGCGUGUGCUGCAUCAUAGCAGGCUUACUAGGAACAGGAAAUGGCUCCACUUCCUCCAGCCCUAAUAUCGGGGUGCUUGGGAUCACCAAGGUGGGCAGUAGGCGAGUGGUGCAGUAUGGGGCGAUCAUAAUGUUACUAUUGGGAACCAUUGGGAAGUUCACAGCCUUGUUCGCAUCGCUGCCGGAUCCAGUGCUUGGAGGCAUGUUCUGCACCUUGUUUGGUAUGAUCACAGCUGUGGGUUUGUCCAACCUGCAGAGCGUGGAUCUAAACUCCUCACGGAACCUAUUUGUCCUGGGGUUCUCCAUGUUCUCUGGCCUUAUGCUCCCUAAUUACCUGGACACUCAUCCAGGCAGCAUCAAGACAGGUGAACCAGUGCUGGAUCAAAUCCUUACAGUGCUUCUGACCACAGAGAUGUUUGUUGGAGGAUUCUUAGCGUUUCUGCUGGACAACACAAUUCCAGGCACAAAAAAAGAGCGCGGUCUCACAGACUGGAAGGCUGAGAACUCCUCAGGAAAAGGCGGUGUCAGUUCAGACACAUAUAAUUUCCCAGUUGGCAUGGGGAUGGUAAAGCGGCUUGGUUGUCUUCGCUACCUGCCCAUCUGCCCCACUUUUCAGGGCUUUAAGUUGCGUCGGCGCAAAAGAAACUUGUGUGAGGAACUGAACAAUAAGAAUGAUGAAAGUGCAGUACAGAACGCCGCAGAGAUUGAAAACUGCACCAAAGUGUAAGCUUGUUUUCUCCUGUGUCAUUGUAACAUACAUUUAUUACAC